Messenger RNA from Exophiala viscosa, 585 nucleotides. RefSeq names its product bis-tetraphosphatase. The record is from RefSeq and is a predicted model, not a curated record. Bases 1 to 585 code for a protein of 194 amino acids. Lineage: Eukaryota; Fungi; Ascomycota; Eurotiomycetes; Chaetothyriales; Herpotrichiellaceae. Gene Ontology annotation, molecular function: catalytic activity. The transcript has a single exon.
AUGCCACCUCUUCAACUACCGCCGAACCUCAAGUUCGGCUCAUUUUCUGUCACCUCUCAAGUCUUCCACAUAUCAAAGUCACGACUAUCCUAUGGCUUAGUCAACCUCAAACCACUUCUACCGGGCCAUAUCCUCAUUUGUCCGGUACGAUGCGUACCGAGGCUGUCACAACUCAGUGUCGCCGAGACAGCAGACUUGUUCAAUACCGUCCGAGUCGUAUCCAACACUUUGGAGCGGGUGUACUCUGCCAGCGCAUUGAAUGUGGCUGUCCAAGACGGUGUUGACGCCGGGCAAUCAGUGCCGCAUGUCCAUGUGCACGUAAUCCCGAGGCAGAAGGGGGAUUAUGACCACCAAGGUGGCGGCGACCGGAUCUAUGAUGCUAUGGAUGGAGAAGAGGGCGAUGUUGGCAGAGCGUUUCUUGAGAUGCAGCAACAACGGAGGGAAAGAGUGGAUCACCGAAAAGAGUUCUCUGCAGGUCCGGAUAGCGAUAGAAAGCCCAGGAGUGAGGAGGAGAUGCAGAAGGAGGCGUUGUGGCUGAGGUCGGAGAUUGAGAAGGAUCAUGUUGAAGAGGAAAGCGAGAGCUAG